GCGCCGGGAACCUAAGCAGCCGCGCGGGCCCUGGCAAAGUGCAGUCAGACGGAGAACACCGGGCGAGGCGUGGGCAGCUCCGACUCCGGCCAGGACAGGCGCGAUGGCGAGCGGCGACAGCGGACUCGCAGCCCAGGGUUUCCUUGGAUGGGGUGCAGAGGAAGAGGUGGCCCAGGAGCUGGAGACGGAGGAGGAGUCGGAGGGCGAGGGGGAGGAGACGGCGGCCGAGUCGGAGGAGGAGCCCGACGCCAGGUUAUCAGAUGAGGAUGAAGAGGGCAAGACUAAGCAGGAGUGUAUCAUCUCUGACCCAUCCUUUUCCAUGGUGGCAGUUCAACGGGAAGACAGUGGGAUAACCUGGGAGACCAACUCAAGCAGAUCUUCCACUCCUUGGGCUUCAGGAGAAAGUCAGACUUCGGGAAUAUGUAGUUUGGAAGGGUCAGCUCUGACUUCUCCUCCAGGAAGUGUUGCCUUUAUUAUGGAUGAAGUUAAAAGGACACGGAAAAGAACUCAGAAGUCCAAGCGUGGCUCACCAUCACUGCGUCGGAAAGGCAGCAAAAAAAGGAAUUCUCUGGAAUCGCAAGAUGUUCCGACAAGCCAAGAAGACAGUCCUUUAGUUUCAGAGAGCCCCGUGCUCAACACUGAGAAAGAAAAGUCAUCUAUUGGCACUUACGAUAAAACAAGAAGGAAGAAGACUUUAUCAAAUACGCCUCCCAUCACCGGGGCUAUCUACAAAGAGCACAAACCAUUAGUGUUAAAGCCAGUCUACAUAGGAACGGUACAAUACAAAAUAAAGAUGUUCAAUUCAGUUAAAGAAGAGUUAAUUCCUCUACAAUUUUAUGGGACAUUGCCAAAAGGUUAUGUAAUUAAGGAAAUACAUUACAGGAGAGGAAAAGAUUCAUCCAUUAGUCUAGAACCAGAUUUGAGCAAUGGUGGUUCUAACAUAGUUUCCCAAAGGAAAUUAGCCCAGAGCCCAGAAGACGAUACAGCAAGAAAGCUAGCUCCACCUUGGAGAGGUGCCCUCUCCAAAGGGUCUAUGACCUCAUUGUUUAGUCACGAAGAGCCAAAGAAAACACAUGUGGAUUCCCAUUUAAAUGCUCCAUCUUCAACAAAACACACAUUUCCCUCCUACUCCAGAAAUGAUACAGCAGAUCAAGAAGAAAAUCUCAGACUUCCACAGAUGGUGCCACAACAGCCAGCUGACGAAGCAAAGACCCACAGAACAGAACCACCAAGCACUCCAGCAACCAUGGUCCUUGAAAGAGCAAAGGAAGAACUGGAACAGAAUUCACAAGGAAAGGAAAGUUCAGAGGAUAAUGCUUCAGUCUUGACAGGCUUAGCCGAUGAUGUGCAACAGGAAGGCAUGGUUUCUGUCAAACAUACCAUGCCAUGGGAGGCAGAGAAGGAGUCUUUGGAGACAGGACUACCAAGACCAGCACCAGCCAUCCAAGAACGAUUUGAGCCAGAUAUGGAAGGGCUAGAGCUGAUUCCAACAGAAAAAACAGAACAAGUGUCUGAAUAUGUGACCUCAUCUGAGCCCAUAGUCCACAGAGAGGAGGAACAUGCGCCUGAGCCCACAGUCCUUAGAGAGGAGGAGCAUGUGCCUGAGCCCACAGUCCUUAGAGAGGAGGAGCAUGCUCCCGAGCCCACACUCCAUAGAGAGGAGGAACAUAUGCCUGAGCCCAUAGUCCACAGAGUGGAGAAACAUGCGCCUGAGCCCACAGUCCUUAGAGAGGAGGAACAUGCGCUUGAGCCCACAGUCCAUAGAGAGGAGGGGCAUGCGCCUGAGCCCACAGUCCUUAGAGAGGAGGGGCAUGCUCCUGAGCCCCCAGUCCUUAGAGAGGAGGAACAUGCUCCUGAGCUUAUAGUCCAUAGAGAGGAGGAACACGCGCCUGCGCCCAUAGUCUACAAAGAAGAGGAGCAUGCGCCUGAGCCCAUAGUCCACAGAGAGGAGGAGCAUGCGCCUGAGCUCAUAGUCAAUAGAAAGGAGGAGCAUGUGCCUGAGCCUGUAGUUCAUAGAGAGGAGGAGCAAGAACUCAAGCCGCCUCUCUCCGUUGCAUCACAAAAACUAGAGAGGGAAGCAGAAACUUCUACACCAAUCACGGAUACCACUGAACCCGAAGAUUCUAGCCUAGAAGAAGAGAUCAUAGAACUUGAUUACCCAGAAAGUCCUUUAGUUUCUGAGAAGGCUUCCCCAUCGCCUUUGUCCCCCGAAGUGGAGCACAGAAAAGAGUCCAUUCUACCUUCACAGAUGACAUUCACACCUGAACAUUUCACUUUGUCCGAGGAAGAAAGAGAGGAAAGCGAGUCUGUUUCUACUGAUUCUGCUUUUGUAUCUGAGUAUUCAGUCCUACAGGAUCUGAACCAUAAACCAGAGAAGCUAGAAGUAGAGGCAGUUUCUGUAUCUGAUGUGAAAUCUAGCUCUGAACCAGCAGUCUUUUCAGAGGAUGACGAGGAACGUGAGUCUUAUUCCCCAGCUGCAACCUCUGUAUCUGAGCACUCUCUCUUGACAUCCACCACUGAGAAGACAUCUGCCACCCAGUCCCCACUCUUUCCAGCAGUUUCACCAGACCAUCUGGUCCUGUCUGGAGAUGAGGCCUCAGAGAGCACGUGUCACUCACCAGAUUCCGAAUCUGCAGCUGAGUACUCUGGUCUAGCACAUGCGCAAGAGUUGCUGGUGAAAACAGGUGACCACAAGCUCCCAUUACAGUCCCAACACGUUUCUGAACCCAUUAUUCAGGCAGAAGACGAGAAAGAAGAUAUUGGGCUACUUUCCUCAGCUGUGGAUGCUACUUCUGAAUACCCUCACUCACCAUCACUAAGUGAGAAGGCUUCUGAAUGCCAUUUGCCACCAUCCCUGGCCGCCACACUGAGACAUGCAGCUCUAUCGGAAGACGAGGGUCUGGAAAGUGGAAGUUUUGCAUUAGAUUCAAAGCUGCCAUUUAAACCCUCAGUUCCAGAAAAUGCAACACAGGAAUCCCCCCAAAAAACAAUAGAUGACACGCCCCAAUUUGAGCCAAAAGGCCUUUCUGCGCCUGCAACCCUAUUAGAAAAGGAAGCUGUUGGGGUUGGGCUACCUUCAUCCAAUGAGAUCUCUGCAGCUGACCGUGCUCUCCUCCCACAAACCACCGAGCUGCUUUCUGAAAGCCAGGCCCCAUCUCCCUGGGCCACCUCAUCGGAACAUGUGAUCCUAUCAGAAGAAGGGAGCGGAGAAGGCCAGCAGUGCUCAUUCUCUUCCACACCAGAGCUUGUCCACACAUCCCCUCUGCUUCUAAAAGGUGCCUCCUCCCCCACAGGUCUAUCAGAGCAAGGGCAGGAAGAGUACAACUUUGGGCCCCUUUCCCCUGAUUCUGCAUUUGCGUCGGAAUUCUCAUUCUCACCCUAUCCUACUCAGGAACUAGAGAAAAGAGAGCUGGGGCGGGAUUCUCCACUGUGCCUAACGUCGCCCUCUGAGCACACUGUUCUGUCUGAUGAGGACACGGAAGAAGCUGAACUCUUUUCUCCAGAUUCAGCAUCACAGGUUUCAAUUCCACCAUAUAGAAUCGCAGAAACAGAGCGAAACAAAGUCGAGCCAGACGAAUUACUACCUACAGGGCCUGCUUCGGACUAUCCCUACUUCUCAGAGGCAGUAGACGAAGAAGAGACUGGAUCCUCAGUGGUCACGCCUGUGCCCGAGCAUUCUGAUCCAUCGCAGGAGCGGAAAGAGGAGCCUUUCCCUUUUAUGCCUGUGUUUGAAGAUCUGAGCCUGCCACCUUCAGCAGAUAAGACAGGCCAAGCAGAAACUAUGUCGGAUGUUCCAACAAUUUCAACCUCUGUAUCUGAAUAUCUCAUCCUGGCACAGCAGCAGAAAACUCAAACAUCUUUGGAGCCUGAGGCUGAGGAUUUGGUACCACCACCAUUAACCAGUGGAUGGGAGAAGAGAGAUGCAAAGAGUAAUCCACCAGCAGUUACGAUAGCAGCUUCUUCUUCUGCACUGUCCACAUCUCAGUCCUCAGUUUCACCCGAGUCAGCCUGUGUGCUUAAGACAGAACAGGAACCCAAAGCAUCGCUCACUCUAACAAGUGCAGAUGAACAGAUGGCUUUGCCCAAAGUCAGAAGGGAAGAAACUGUGCCGGAUUCUCAAGAAGCGACAGCACACGAAUCACAGGAUCAGACACCAGAGCCUCAGCCCCCAAAUGUUCCAGGGUCUGAGAUGAAAUAUUCCAUUUUGUCUGACUUGGGAGAUAAGCCAAAGGCGGAUGUCAAACUCAAUUUAGCUCCAACUGUGACUUCUGAACUAGAACAGAGAAUGUUGUCAAAGAAUGAGCCUGAAGUGGCAAAACCGCAUUCACCUCCAGAGGAAACAUCUAUUUCUGGACGUAAGGUUUUAUCUGCAGUGAAAACGGAAGUGAAACAGGACUCCAAAAUAACCAGGGAACUUCCUGCAGCUUCAUCGGGGAUAGAGAGGGAAGCGGAUCAUAGCCCACCUGCGCCACCAGCACUUCCAGCGUUGUCAGAAGAGAUGGAGAAAGAAACCGAAGCCAGCUUUUCUGCCACUACAGUGCCAGUAACUAAGUUUGAUUCAAAUUCAACUGAAUUAGGCAGAGAUGAAAUCCUGACAGAUUCAUCUCUUGCCAGCCCUGUGGAACACCCGGGUUUACAGGGAGUGGGGAAGAGCGAGUUAGGAAGUGGUUUGCCAUCACCCAGCAUGUUUAUAGCCGAGCACACGACUCUCCGAGGGGAAGAGAAGGAACCAAUUAAAGGGGCUGCUUUCUUCUCUAGCUCUUCAUCCGGAGGUUCAGUUUGGCCAGAAGCAGAGGAAGAAAGGAAAUUAGAUUUACCUCCGAGUUUAUCAUCUCCCUCGGAGCUCUCUGUUUGGUCAGAAGUAGAAACUGAAGAAGUUAAGCCUGGGUUGCCAAUAUCCAAAGUGCCCUCAGAUGUGGCCGGGGAAGCCAGGGUAGAAAACAGACAAGGCCUUUCACUCUCUCCAGCUCUCGACUCUGAACACUCCAUUUCAUCACAGAAAAAGAACUUGUUGUCUGUCUCAGAGGUGUUAAGGCCUGAACCCAAACUUCCCAUCAACUCAGGUGGUGAGGUAGAGAGGGAAGACAGCGAGCUUACUCCCCUGCAAGUGUCACCCGAAUACACAGUGCCAAGUGACAAACCCGAGGUGAUAACAAGGUCUCCUGAGUCUGAAAAUUUAGUGUCAGAUGAUUUAGCCCCAACGGUCCUGGCCCUCAGGCAUGAGAAGAACAGACAAGCAGAGGAGACAUCUUCUCCAGUGCCGGGGAGUUUCCUGUCAGAAAAGCAAGAGCUCAUAAAGCUCCCCCCAGAGCCUAAGAAGCACAAACAGUUAUCAGAAGUACCGAGUGCUGGGUCAGAACUCGUUGAUGGUAGAGAUAGAGAUGGAUCCUUAGGUAUAGAACCAGUAAAACUCAUCAGAACUGAACCAGGGCCUUCUAUCUUAGAAAGGGGCUCCCCUGAGCUUAGGGGAAGAGGCAAAGAGCAAGAAGAAAACAGGGAGCUUCCCGUGCCUGCUACAUCUCCAUUAGAGACUGCUUCUCUUGACCUCCCCAUCGAGCAAAAAGAGCUUAAAAAGACCCUUCACGAGGGCCGAGCUGUUAAGGUGCCUGAUGGGAGCAGCUCUUUUGCAGAUAAGCCAGAUCUGGGUAUUAAACAAUUAGCAGAGGAGAAAGAGAAUUUGGAGCAACCGAAGCCAUUUACGACAACUGAGCUUGCUAAUGUUACAGGAACAAAAGCGAAGGAGACUCUCAUUUCCCCAAAGGGUAACACCUGGAUGGUGGAAAAGCCAGAUGGCUUAGUCAAUCAGCAAGAAGAUAGAAAAUCAGGAUCUGGGCAGCUGGAGUCCUCUGAGAGCAAUGAUCUGAUGUCAGAGGAACUUGGGGCUGGUCCACUGGAUACAGGUUGCACAUCUGGAAUCAGAAAGCAGGUUCUACUCCAAGCUGUGGAAGAACCCCAUUUGCCAUUGCAAGAACAAUUAUCUAUCCUUCAUGUAUCUGGUGGCAAGGUAGAAACCUUAUCCGCUAAGACUUAUCUUUCUGAAGAAACAAAGGCCACAGUCCCUGUUGGAAAGGUGGAUAGAGGCGGAACAGAAGAGAGGCAGAACAGCACUUUCAUGGAGAGUGAAAAUUCAGUAUCAGAGAAAACAAAUGCAGAAUUUCCCAGGCCUUGCAAAGAAGAUGUCCAGAAGGAAGUCAAACUACCUCUUGAAGGAACUCUCCAGAAAUCAGAGACUGGCCCAUCAGUGGAGCAGGUAAAAGCAGAAACUACCCCAGUUCCUGCCAGCGCAGCACAUUUCCUGGCUCAAGUUGCAGAACCUGCACUGGGCAAAAACCAAGAAGCAAGCAAAGCAGCAGUGUCUGGUGAGAAGCCAUCUCAAGAAUCCGGAAGGGUUCCGUCAAAGGCUGGAGGUGAUGCUGAGGAAGGGAGAAAGCUAGCCUCUGGUGACGUGGAAGUACUCACCCAAAGGACAUCUGUCCCUGCUGUGAAAGCAAAUGCCACCCCUCAACCUCCAGAGACCCCAGCGGUGACACAAAAGCCAUCUGAGAAGUCACCGGUAGCUGAGCAAGAUCUUCCUACAGAGAAGGGGAAGAAAGGAAUUUCGUCUUUCAAAUCAUGGAUGUCUAGUUUAUUGUUUGGAUCAAGCACUCCAGAUAAUAAGGUCUCUGACAACGAAGAUGUAGAAACUCAUCCAAGUGCCUCUGUAGAGAAAGCAGUAACUGCCAUAGAGCCUGAAGGUACGGUUCCUGCUGAGGUUAAUACAGCUGAGAAGCCAGGGGUUCAUUCAUUACCUGAGGUCACAGUUAAACUGCCUGAAGAACCCAAAGAUGUUUCAGUUAAAUCCAGCAUAAGCCAAGAUCUUAAAGAAAACCUCACAAUUUUAUCAAAUGAAGAUGUUUUUAAGCAACCUAAAUCUAACUCUGAAAACUAUGGGAAGAAAGUACUCCCAGGCUUUUCAGAGGGAAUGAGUGAAAGCUUAGCUACUUCAGUUGGUGACAAACAUCCUGGAAUUCAUCCUUGUCCCCCUACGGGUGAGAAAGUGGGUAUGGAAGAAGCCCAAAACAUGGCUCCUCUUCACAUUCCUGAGAGCCAAAGAGGCCAGAAGCCAAAGAUCUCUCCUCCGUCUAUGUGGAGUAUUUCUGCUCUUAAGGAAGAGCCAAGCAGUGAUCACAAGGAAGCAUGGCUCUCGUCAUCUGACGUAGUAGAUAGAAUGCCACAACAGCCAAAAUCAGCUCAGUCUGCCCUCACAAGGGCGGACUCAGAGAAGCCAGCACCGAUGAUUCUGCCAGUGGGAUCAAAAGGCAGUUUAAUCGAUCUUGGUGAAGACAGACUAAGACGAGAAAUGCCAAAACCCACUUCUCUGGAACAUUGUGAGGAGGAAGUGGAACACCCAGUGGAGGAGAAGGAUGGCGGGGAAACUGGAUCAUUUUCCUUACCGUGGAAGAGGGGGCUGGCAGAGAGGCAAGAAAUCAUGGCUCCCUUGGAACUCAAGGAAAAUAAAGCAGUAGGAGAGUUGCAAACGACGCCGGAAUCUCGACCUUUCAAAUUGGAAGACUCAAAAGCUGCUGAGGGGCUGGAACAGCACAUCUCUCCAAGUGAAGAGCUCUUGGAAAAACCCAGCAAGACUCUUGCUUCAGAGAGGAGAGACAAGGAGGUGCCGGAACGGGUAUUUUCAGAAGGAAAGAAGCAAGGAUGCCGACCCCACUCCCCACCUGCAGCCAUGCCUCUGCCUGGAGCAUCAGCUGUCUCUUUGGAUAAGGCCCAACCACCUUCACUGGCUAAACCACUGCCAGUUACUGAAAAACCAGAACGUAUAUUCACAGAGGUAUACCCAGAAACUAGGGAGAGAAAGGCAGCAGAAACCCAGCCACAUCCCCAGGAAGAAGGCAAAACUUUAGUAGAGAAAACCAAGGCUUCCCACGUGGAACCUCCCCACGAAGAAGAAAGGGAUUCUUUUACUCAGGGAGGAAAUCUGGAGUUGGAAAAGCCACAUGAGAGUAGAGUGGAUCUCAGAGAAGAAAGGAGGCAGCUCACGAUGCCUGAGUUGUCCCUUGGUGCUUCAGUGGCUGUGAGAGAUGGAAGUGUGCAGCCAAGACCCCUAUCUAAGGAUGCUGAGAGGACAUCAGAACAGAUGACUGGCGAAACAAAGGAUUUAGGAAUGCCACCAACUCAGCUGUCAGCUGUAGAACCACAAAGUCUUGUUUUAGGAACUUCUGUAGAACAUACAGUGAAGAAACAAGAAAUAUGGUCAGACAGGCCCACAGUCCACACUAUCGAGACAUCUAAAGACCACCCAGAAGAGAUGCGGAAACAGUCUGUUCUUAUUUCAAAGCAUCACUUGGAAGCUGUGGAGGAUGUGCACAGAAAUGAACCACCCUCUUCAGCAGCAAGCAACUAUACUCAGUUUAUGCUUAGUGCAUCAGCGAUCAGUGCUGAGGGAGUUCCUCCUAUGGGAGGCACAGCCCAGGAGUCUGAAGGCACCACUGCGAAAGAUGGAGAAUUUUCAGUCACCAGCAAGCCAGCUGGACUUUCAGAAGAUCAGAAGAGUGCCUUUAGCAUCAUUUCUGAAGGCUGCGAGAUACUGAAUAUCCAUGCCCCUGCCUUCAUCCCUUCAGUGGAUCGGGAAGAAAGUGAACAAAUGCAAGAUAAGUUACAGUAUUUGGAAAAGAAAGCUUCAUUUAAAAGCAUAUCGGUUCAUGAUGAGAAGAAGGCAGUUGCUUUCCAUAAAACACAGAAGAGCACGUUAGAAGUUCCUGAUAGGAAAACUAUUACAUCACUGAGGGAAAAUGAGCCAAAGGAAACUCACAAGACAAAGGAGGAGAUAGCCACAGACUCAGAAAUGGGCGGUUCCACACCCAUCCAACCCACAGUUUCUAGCGAAGAGGAUUAUUUUGAAAAAUAUACUUUGAUUGAUUAUAACCUCUCCCCAGGCUCAGAAAAACAGAAAUCAACUGUUGAGGAAUCCCCAGAGGAAGCCACAGAAACGCUGACUUCUUUCCCAGAAAGUUCAGCUGAACAGGCCCUAGACCACGACUAUAACUUAGUAAAGUUAGACGAAAGCUUUUAUGGGCCAGAAAAGGAUGGUAGCAAAUUAUCUCACGAAGAGAUGCAAAAGUCUUUGGUUAUCCAAAAACCAGAUGAUAGUAAUGCUCCAAAGGGGAUCAGUAGAGAUGUGGACUCCAGGUCCCCUGGGAUGUCUUUAUUUGAUGUGGGGGAAGGAGUUCUAUCAAGAAGACAGAUAUUUCCCACCACCACCAAGGCUGUCAACCCCGAGCUGCUAGAGGAGCCACCUGCACUUUCCUUCUUCUAUAAGGAUCUGUAUGAAGAGGCACGUGGGGAGAAGCAUGAAGGAGAAACAGCUUCAGAAGGUGACAGUGUGGAUUCUGAGACAUCAUUUCCAAGGAGACAUUCUGACACCGAUGAUGGAACAGGUAUGUAUUUUGAGAAGUACAUACUCAAAGACGACAUUCUUCAUGACGAAUCUGUAACUCAAGAAGAUCAAGGCCUGGAAGAAAAGCCAGUUGGUGAAGAGGAUUCACAGCAACUGAGAGUUGCAGAAAGGGACAUCGGGAGAAAGCCUGAAACUAGUUUUUGGGAGAAGAAUCUGGAAGAACAGCACAAGGUUGUUGACAGGGAAGGAGAACCCACAAGCCACAUGGAGACCCUUGAUGAGGCGGCAGUGCAGCAGAAAGUUCCCAUUACAGAGCAGGUCAGAGCAGUCACCCAGAAGAUAAGCUACGCAGUUCCAUUCGAAGACGCCCGCUGUGUCCUGGAGAAUGAGCCAGGCAGCCAGGGUAACGGGGCAGGAAAUGCAAGUCCAGAUGCCCAUCUGAAUGUCCCAGUGCAAGUGUCUUUCCCAGAGGAAGAAUUUGUAGCAGGUGCCACUUAUGCUCCUGAAGUAUCGCAAGAGGAGCCAGUCCCAUCUGUGUCACGUGAAGAGAGGCUCCACAAUGUCCCUGUGCAGGAUGAGUAUGACUUUGUUGACUCUCUGAAUCAGGAAACAGCCAGUCAAGGCAUCUUACCAGAAGAACCAUGUUCAGAAUCCUCUCCCAGAGAAGUGUUAUUUCAAAGAACAGAGUCCUUUGAGCACAUCAGGGAACAGGAACUCACGAGUGGGGAGGAACCAAGAAUCUCGGCUUCACAGGAAGCAUGGGACAGAAGGGCAGAAGACCAGUUAGCAACAGAAUCAGCGACCGAUAAGACACAAAAGGAGCAGAAAAAGGCCCAGCCUGAGUCUUACUGCUACACCUGCAAAAGCCUGGUCUCUGAAAUGGACAAGGUGCUGGACAUUCACAAAGACCAUGAGGUUUCAGCACUCGACACGGCUAUAAGUGCUGUUAAGGUUCAAUUAGGAGAAUUUCUUGAGAACCUACAAGAAAAAUCCUUGAGGAUCGAAGCUUUUGUUAGUGAGAUUGAAUCCUUUUUUAAUACCAUUGAGGAAAAGUGUAGCAAAAAUGAGAGACGACUUGAAAUGCAGAACGAGGAGAUGAUGAAGAAGGUUUUGGCGCAGUAUGAUGAGAAAGCACAGAGCUUUGAGGAGGUGAAGAAGAAGAAAAUGGAGUUCCUGCAUGACCAGAUGGUCCACUUCCUGCAGAGCAUGGACACGGCCAAGGAUACCCUGGAGACCAUCGUGAGAGAGGCUGAGGAGCUGGACGAGACAGUUUUCCUGGCUUCAUUUGAGGAAAUCAAUGAAAGGCUGCUGUCUGCCAUGGAGAGCACAGCUUCCUUAGAGAACAUGCCUGCCGCCUUCUCGCUUUUCGAACACUAUGAUGACAGCUCGGCGCGAAGUGACCAGAUGUUGAAACAAGUGGCUGUUCCGCAGCCCCCCAGACUAGAACCCCAGGAACCAAGUUCCGCUACCAGCACAACAAUUGCAGUGUACUGGAGCGUGAACAAGGAGGAUGUGGUGGACUCAUUCCAGGUGUACUGUGUAGAGGAGCCUCAGGAUGAUCAAGAAAUAAAUGAACUGGUAGAAGAAUAUAGAUUAACAGUGAAGGAAAGUUGCUGCAUAUUUGAAGACUUAGAACCCGACCGAUGUUAUCAAGUGUGGGUGAUGGCUGUCAACUUCACUGGAUGUAGCCUGCCCAGCGAAAGAGCAAUUUUUAGAACAGCACCUUCCACACCCGUGAUCCAUGUAGAAGACUGUACUGUGUGUUGGAACACUGCCACCGUCAGAUGGCGGUCUGCUAACCCAGAGGCCACAGAGACCUACACUCUGGAGUAUUGCAGACAGCACUCUCCUGAGGGCGAAGGCCUGAGAUCUUUCUCUGGAAUUAAAGGACUCCAGCUCAAAGUUAACCUCCCUCCCAACGACAAUUACUUCUUCUAUGUGAGAGCCACCAAUGCCUCUGGGACGAGCGAGCAGAGCGAAGCUGCCCUCAUCUCCACCAGAGGAACUAGAUUCCUCUUAUUGAGAGAAACAGCUCACCCGGCUCUCCAGAUCUCCUCAAAUGGGACGGUGAUCAGCUUCUCUGAGAGGAGACGGCUGACGGAGAUCCCCUCCGUGCUGGGUGAGGAGCUGCCUGCCUGUGGCCAGCAUUACUGGGAAACCACAGUCACGGACAGUCCGGCCUAUCGACUUGGCAUCUGUUCCAGCUCAGCUGUGAGGGCUGGUGCCCUGGGACAAGGGGAGACCUCGUGGUACAUGCAUUGCUCUGAGCCACAGAGGUACACAUUUUUCUACAGUGGCAUUGUGAGCGAGGUACAUGCCACCGAGCGUCCAGCCAGAGUGGGCAUUCUGCUGGACUACACCAACCAGAGACUUCUAUUUAUAAACGCCGAGAGUGGACAGCUGCUCUUCAUCGUGAGGCAUAGGUUCAGUGAGGGCAUGCAUCCUGCCUUUGCCCUGGAGAAGCCUGGGAAGUGUACUCUGCAUUUGGGCUUAGAGCCCCCCGAUUCUGCCAGGCACAAGUGAUCCUGGGCAUUCAGAGUUUAUAAGAAUAGGAGUAAGAGUUGGGGUACAGAGCUGCCAUUCUGUCUCUCAGGCAGUGUGCAUUAUUCAGAUAGUCUCCCAUACACCUGCACUGAUGAUAGCUCUGGGUGCUGCAGUCAGCAAGGGAGGAAAGCCAGGGACCCCGUCCCUCCUGGAGCAGGGUGUGAGUGAGUGGAGGGGUGGAGGCACAGCCUCCACCCUUGUUUCACAAGUGGAGUCAUUUCCUAAAUUCAGAGGAUUUACACUUGACCUGGGAACCAAACCCAGAGAAAAGGGGUUCUGUCUGCUCUAUCGUCAAACAAAUUCCCCAGUAGCCAGGUCAGAGGGGAGGGAAGGUUGUGUCUCUGGCACAUCUCCUCUUACAAAGGGACAUCGACUUCUUCCACAAGAAAACGCCACCUUACUUCACUAGAGGAUAAUGAACCUUAGUCAUUAGAGAAAGUGUUUUAGCUCAUCUAAAUUUACAAUGAACUCUUUUACUAUCACGUAUGCUGUAGAAUGUAAGCCUCACUCCUCUGAAAAUUUAAAUGUAGAAAAGUACUAGAUAUCAGAGAUUUCCAUUUUGUUAAAUAAAUGGCUAGCAUCUUAUAAAAUAA
Messenger RNA from Mastomys coucha (southern multimammate mouse), 12525 nucleotides. It is a transcript of the gene Cmya5, whose product is annotated as cardiomyopathy associated 5. The record is from RefSeq and is a predicted model, not a curated record. Lineage: Eukaryota; Metazoa; Chordata; Mammalia; Rodentia; Muridae. Gene Ontology annotation, molecular function: protein binding. Bases 104 to 11911 code for a protein of 3935 amino acids. The transcript is spliced from 13 exons.